Molecule: messenger RNA, 5258 nt
Organism: Trichomycterus rosablanca
Lineage: Eukaryota; Metazoa; Chordata; Actinopteri; Siluriformes; Trichomycteridae
Gene: pola1
Product: polymerase (DNA directed), alpha 1
Exons: 36
Coding region: 85-4506 (1473 amino acids)
Biological process (GO): mitotic DNA replication initiation; lagging strand elongation; DNA replication
Cellular component (GO): alpha DNA polymerase:primase complex
Molecular function (GO): DNA-directed DNA polymerase activity; single-stranded DNA binding; chromatin binding
Source: RefSeq, a predicted model, not a curated record
GAGCAUUUGGCGCGGAUUCUGUUGUUUGGGCUUUUUCCUGUACAGAACUGUUUAAAUUUAAUAACCACUUAAAUUGUAGCACAUAUGGCACCGGUUUCUAAUCCAGAGAAGGAUGCAGACGGUGGAGAUUAUGAUGAUGGAGCUGCAUGUGGACUCGCAGCGUCGCGGUCCAGGCGAGAGAAAAAAGAGAAAGUGGGCCGCAAGUCUGCCCUGGAGCAGCUGAAAAGAGCCAAGAAGGGGGAGAAGCUCAAAUAUGAGGUUGAGAAGAUCGAGAGUGUAUAUGAGGAGGUGGAUGAGGACCAGUACUCACGGAUGGUCAGAGAGAGGCAGGACGACGACUGGAUCAUUGACGAUGAUGGAACGGGAUACGUAGAGGACGGCAGAGAGAUCUUUGAUGAAGAUCUGGAAAAUAAUGCAUCCGCAAAAGGAGCUAAAGGCAAAUCGGGUGCUAAAGGAGCCGAGUCGAAGGAUGCCAAGAAGAAAGUGUCAGUCAGUAAACCCAACAGUAUCAAGAGCAUGUUCAUGAACAGCAACGUCAAAAAGCCUGCCGAGAAAAAUGUGGACCUGUCUAAAGACGACCUGCUGGGAGAUAUUCUUGAGGAUCUACACUCGGAGAAACCAAUGCUUCUCACUCCACCUCCGGUUAUUACGCUGAAGAAAAAGAAAUCCCUGGGAUCACCCAUGAACCCUUUUUCUGUGAAACCCCAAACUCCCAGGUCACCCGCAGCUCCAGUUUCCAAGCCCAAGCCUACCGUCCUGCGCCCCCCUUCGACCGAUCUCGCACCCGAAGCGGCUUCUAAACCAGCUUCCUCCGUCCAGCCCAAGAAGUCAAAGGUGGAGGAGCCUGAGGAAGCUGCUCAUUCGUUAGAUUUCGACGAGGUGGACUUUGACGAGCCGAUGGAUUUGGGUGGCGAGCAGCAGGACGAAGUGGAAGUGGACGUUAAAGCCGAGCCGGAGCCUGAAGUCAUACCCAGUGUUGAAGUAGAACCGAAGACCGAACCUCAGGACGAAGUGUUGAUAUCUGGCAUGGUGGGAGGGUCCUGCUGGGGGAAAAUGGAAGAGGACGAGGCUGAGGAAGCAGCCGUGGAGGUGCAGGUGGACUCGAGUCAGCUUCCAUUGGUGGAAGGAGCUGACGGAGAAAAGGUUUUCCGCUUUUACUGGCUGGAUGCUUUCGAGGACCAGUACAGCCAACCUGGUGUGGUGUAUUUGUUCGGAAAGGUGUGGAUUGAGUCGGCCAAGGCUCACGUCAGCUGUUGUGUGGCCGUGAAGAACAUUGAGAGAACAAUGUACUUCUUGCCACGAGAACGAAAAGUGAACCUGGCGACUGGUGAGGAGACGAACGAUCCUGUCGGAAUGAUGGACGUUUACCAGGAGUUUAACAGCCUUUCUGAAAAGUUUAAAAUCAUGAGGUUUAAGUCCAAGAAAGUGGAGAGGAGCUACGCAUUUGAGAUUCCAGAUGUGCCUACACAGUGCGAGUACCUGGAAGUGCGAUAUUCUGCUGAGAUGCCCCAGCUGCCUUCUGAUCUGAAGGGUACCACCUUCUCCCAUGUCUUCGGCACCAACACCUCCAGUCUGGAGCACUUGCUUCUCAGCAGGAAGAUCCGAGGCCCCUGCUGGCUCGACAUCAAAACCCCCCAGCUGAGCAAUCAGCCGAUGAGCUGGUGUAAAGUGGAGGCCAUCGCUCUCAAAAGUGACCUGAUCACGGUGGUGAAAGACCUGCCUCUUCCUCCACUGGUCGUCAUGUCCAUCAGCCUAAAGACCGUUCAGAACCCCAAAACUCAUCACAACGAGAUUGUGUCCUUGGCUGCUUUGAUACAUUAUAAAUUUCCUCUGGAUAAAGCGCCUCCACGGAACCCUUAUCAGACCCAUUUCUGUGUGGUGAGUAAGCCCAGCGACUGCAUCUACCCCUAUGACUUCAAGGAAGCCGUCAGAAAAAAGAAUGGAAUUGUGGAGCUCGCGGCGACCGAACGCACACUCCUGGGCUUCUUCCUGGCUAAGAUGCACAAAAUCGACCCUGAUGUUUUAGUGGGUCAUGACAUCCUCGGUUUUGACCUUGAAGUGCUGCUGCAGAGGAUCAACUUUUGUAAGGUGCCCUUCUGGUCCAAAAUAGGUCGUCUGAGGCGUGCCAACAUGCCCAAACUAGGGGGGCGUGGCGGGUUUGCAGAGAAGAGUGCCGCCUGUGGCCGGCUAGUGUGUGACGUGGAGAUUUCAGCCAAGGAGCUGAUUCGCUGUAGGAGUUACAAUUUGACCGAGCUGUCCUCGCAGAUCCUGAAAAUGGAGAGAACUGUGGUGCCCCCAGAGAACAUCAGAAACCUCUACAGUGACUCCCCUCACCUGCUGUACCUGUUGGAACUCACCUGGAUGGACGCCAAGCUGAUCCUGCAGAUUAUGUGCGAACUUAACGUGCUUCCGUUGGCGCUUCAGAUUACCAACAUCGCUGGCAACGUCAUGUCUCGGACGCUGAUGGGCGGUCGCUCGGAGAGGAACGAGUACCUGCUGCUUCACGCCUUCAACGAAAGGAACUUCAUUGUUCCAGACAAGCAGUUCUUCAAGAAGCCUCAACAAAAUCUUGGUGAAGAUGAGGGUUUGGAAGUGGGGAAAAGCAAGUCUGGGAAAGUGAGGAAGAAGGCUGCUUAUGCUGGAGGUCUGGUGCUGGAACCCAAAGUUGGUUUCUAUGACAAGUUUAUUCUGCUGCUGGACUUCAACAGUCUGUACCCCUCCAUCAUCCAGGAGUUCAACAUCUGUUUCACCACAAUUCAGCGAGAGGCGUCUAACUCGCGCAAAAAGACCGAGGAAGACGACCCAGACGAGAUUCCAGAGCUUCCUGAUCCUGAUCUGGAGAUGGGCGUCCUUCCGAAGGAGAUCCGCAAGCUUGUGGAGCGCAGGCGACAGGUCAAACAGCUGAUGAAGCAGCCUGAUCUGAACCCCGAUCUUUACAUGCAGUAUGACAUUAGACAGAAGGCUUUGAAACUGACCGCUAACAGCAUGUAUGGAUGUCUGGGAUUCUCCUUCAGUCGCUUCUAUGCCAAACCCCUGGCUGCACUGGUCACUCACAAGGGUCGAGAGAUCCUAAUGCAUACCAAGGACAUGGUUCAAAAGAUGAACCUGGACGUGAUCUACGGAGACACCGACUCCAUUAUGAUCAACACCAACAGCUCCAACCUGGAGGAGGUCUUCAAACUGGGCAACAAGGUUAAGAGCGAGGUGAACAAACUGUACAAGCUGCUGGAGCUCGACAUUGACGGCGUGUUCAAGUCACUGCUGCUGCUGAAAAAGAAAAAGUACGCCGCCCUGGUGGUGGAGUCGCACGGAGAGGGCCGCUACACCACCAAACAGGAGCUCAAAGGCCUGGACAUUGUCCGCAGGGACUGGUGUGAUCUCGCCAAGGAGUGCGGCAACUACGUCAUUGGUCAGAUUCUGUCUGACCAGAACCGCGACACCAUUCUGGAGAACAUUCAGCAGCACCUCAUAGAAAUGGGGGAGAAAGUGGCCAACGGCAGCGUCCCUCUAAACAUGUUCGAGAUCCACAAGGCUUUGACCAAAGACCCUCAGGACUACCCAGACAAGAAGAGCCUCCCCCACGUCCACGUCGCCCUCUGGAUCAACUCUCAAGGAGGCCGGAAGGUCAAAGCGGGCGACACGGUUUCCUACAUCAUCUGUCAGGACGGUUCGAACCUGGCAGCCAGUCAGAGAGCCUACGCUCCGGAGCAGCUGCAGAAGCAACCGGGCCUGACCCUGGACACUCAGUACUACCUCUCGCAGCAAGUUCACCCCGUGGUGGGGCGCAUAUGCGAACCCAUCGAGGGUAUCGACACCGUACUCAUCGCUACUUGGCUGGGUCUGGACCCCACUCAGUUCCGCGCCCAGCAGAGGCAGCAGCGAGAGGAGGAAUCCGACAGUUUCGUCGGCGUCCCGGCUCAGCUGACGGACGAGGAACGCUACCGAGACUGCGAGAGGUUUGCCUUCGCCUGUCCCGACUGCGGGACCGAGAACAUUUACGACAGCGCGUUUGAGGGAACGGGAAGCGUGAUCGAACCGAGUCUGAGGCGCUGCUGUCAGAUCUCCUGUAACGGGAGCCCGCUGCGGCACACCGUCCGAAUCGGCAACAGACUGCUGCUGGACGUCCGACGCCACGUCCGGAAAUACUACAGUGGCUGGCUGCUGUGUGAGGACCAGGCCUGUGGGAAUCGAACACGCCGCCUACCCAUCGCAUUCUCCCGCUCAGGCCCUAUGUGUCCCGUCUGCUCCAAGUCUACUCUCAGACCCGAGUAUUCCGAGAAAGCGCUCUACAACCAGCUGAGCUUCUACAGGUUCAUCUUCGAUUGGGAAUACGCCGUCGCCAAGGUCCUUCAGCCAGACGAGAAACAGAAACUGAAGAGCGCAUCGAAUGAAGAGAAAGCAGCGUACACGAAGCUGAAGGCACUACUGGACCGGGUCCUGCUGUCCAGCAGCUACUCCGAGGUCAACCUCGCCAAGCUCUUCCAAGCCUUUACCUCACUGAAGUAGCGACCUCGGGUGUUUUUUAGCUCAGCACGUUAAUUUAGGGUUUUUUUUGGACCAGUCAUUUUCUGUAAUUGUUUUUAUGUGUGUUUGUUUGUGUGUAAAUAUAUAUAAUGAUUUUCUUAUGCAUCAUUUUCCAAUUGUCUGCUUGUCAACCGAACCCCUGACUUUUGGCAACAUCUUUCUUCCGCCGUAUCAGUGUCCACCGUGUGCCGAUUGUGCUCCGAUGGCGAGGCAUGAUUUAAGGUCACUACGUGCGCCAGUCGGUUCAGGCCUUGAUUGGCCGCUCGUCACUCACACAGACCCGUGUCUCUCAUCACGUCCAUUCAGCCCUCAUCCUGCAUCCAGGUCUUUAAUCGAUUCCAAUUCAGUGGUAAAAUGGACAAGAAGAGGCUUUAAAGACCAUCAAAACACCGCCACUCCAGCCCCUCCUUCCCGAUCCACCACACACAGAGGCAGGGCUUUAGAGGAACAAUCAGGGCUAAUAACUUCUCCUCGCCGCCACUGGUCCUUGACAGCGUAGCAAUUAGCCAAUGAUACAGACUUGGCCUGGUGAUUUCAGGAGCUGGCAGCGAUUGGGCGCUCGUUUGAACGUUAUCUCCACUUAAAGGCUGUGUGUUUAGUAAAGAUUUGAGGUUGAUUGUGGGAGGCUACUGAAAUCUGUUGAGCAUUAAAAGCUUUUUAGGUCCUGAAAUGUUCAACUUAAUGUUUUUUAUACAAUGUCUGUAUAAUUCAAUAAAGGAAGUGAUAAAACAUGG